Clupea harengus (Atlantic herring) is the source of this 5349-nucleotide messenger RNA. RefSeq names its product DNA helicase B (gene helb). NCBI's taxonomy places the organism in Eukaryota, Metazoa, Chordata, Actinopteri, Clupeiformes, Clupeidae. Gene Ontology annotation, biological process: negative regulation of double-strand break repair via homologous recombination. Gene Ontology annotation, molecular function: single-stranded DNA helicase activity. The record is from RefSeq and is a predicted model, not a curated record.
AGUGACGAGAUUAGAUGUUUAUGGCAUUGUUGUUUCACACCCUCAGGAUGACAUACUAGGGUUUUUCAUCGUAGAUAAGACCACUGUUCCAGUUUAACGGGUGGCCAUGUUGUCUGGUGAUGUUUUGUUUACGUUCCACUCCUUGUGCUCCAGAUGUUGCCGUUCGCAAAUUCUGUAUGUCAAAGCCCAAACUGCUAGUUGUUCUUGUAAUACUUUGUAGUUCACUAUGAGACCGCAAUUGUACAGUUGUUGCUCUUGUACAGUAGUGGAUAGCAUAGCAUAAGUGGAGGGUUCUCGGACAUCAGCACAGUGCCGAACGUACACCCUCUGAUGACGAAAUGUACCUCAUACUCGUAAAGUAUAAUUUAGCCGUGAAUAAGUGAUACAUGGAGGAGCCCUAUGGCUUCAUUCUCCAAGCAAAACAUAAUCGUUGCGCUCUUUUAGGAGGUUUACCAAUUGCGAUCAUAUGGUAACAGUUAUAGUCAUAUGAUAACAGAUAACAUCAGUUUUGUCACUACACCAUGUGCUCGGAAUAGCGUCCACUGGAACACCACCAUGCAUGAUGUGCGCGACAAGUUUGAAAGCGGGGACUUUUGUGUGUGUCAGUGGGAGACUUUUAACUCAACAUAAGCAUAGCUUCCACUGAACCGGAGGUUCUUACCUUCCACUCUCAGCUGUGCGCCGGACUUCGGAAAAGUGGCGGGCUACUCUUGACACUUAUUUACAUCAAGAACUUAAGCUGAUUCAUUGACAUGUCAAACGUAACCUCGUCGCCGCGUGGUACACUUUUAGUUGGCUACAUCUUACCACCUAAGCGAGAAGCGCAAAGGAACCAAGAUGAAGGUUCGGACCCCGAAGAGGACGAGGAAGAGGAAGACGAUCCAGAGUUUCUGGACAUGGGUGAAAUGGAAAGCUUGUCUGCUGGAGGGCACAUGUUUCAUUCGUCCGUGCCACCACGACUCGAGGUUGACUUCCUGGUGUUGGGCUCUGGCAGGACCCUGCGGGUGGAUGGCCGCUUCCCCCUCACGGACCCCUGGUGGGAGGUCACCUGUCGGGUGGGGCGCACUAGGAACGGCCGGGCGGUCCUCCAGGGUUUCCCCUCGUAUGCACUUCGCAGGGACCUGGAGGGUGCGGAGAGCCGCUCCUUGGCGUUCCAGUUUCUGACCGCGUGUGGUGCGGCGCCAGAACACGUCAUCCAGUUUACGGAGUGGCUGCCGGAGGGGACAGAGGUGGGGCUCGACACCCUGCCGGAGCUCCUGGAGGAGUUUGAAAAUGUGGAGAAACACAAGACAGCCGCAGAUUACAUGAGGCGUCUGGUCUCCAAGUCAGGUGCAGGUUUGUGUGUACAUGCUGCCAGACUGUACCCUCUGGUGAUGAAGCACCUGCCCACCCUCCUGCCCCGGCAGUUCAAGGAGCUCCUCGGGAUGGGGAAGAAGAAGGACAAGGACGCCCCAGAGAAGCAUGCUGAGGUGGAACUAGCAGAGGAUCUGCUGGCAGGCCUAGAAGAGAUCAUUGAGACAGAUGUGUGGAAGCUGGGCUUCAACUCUAUUCUCUACAGGGAGCUGAACUUAAUCCGCUGCGAGGCUCGUCUCGAGGCCUUUGAAGCGUGUGGUCUGUUCCAGACCAUUCCGGAGUUGCAGCGGCACGCGCUGCUGGUGUACGACCAGCUGAAGCGCCAGUGCCAGCGCUCGGGCAGCACGUACGUGGAUCUCCAUGACCUGGAGGAUCUGAUGCACGCCGAGCUGCGUGAGCUGUCCGUGUGGGAGGCUGUACGGUUCCUCAAGGAGGAGGGCGUGGUGGUGCUGAAAGGCAAGAAGGUGGUGCUGCAGAACCUCUAUGCCUACGAGACGGGCAUCGGGGAGAAGCUGGCGCUGCUUACGCGGGGUGGGACUGCGCCGUGGCGCAUCGAGCUGGACGUCAGGCGGGUGCUGACGGAGGCACAGGAGGAGAGGCUGAGGGCGCGGGCAGAGGCACAGGCGGAGGCAGAGGCACAAGCCGAGGCAGGUAUAAACAAACAUGGAGGACAGGUGAAUGGUACAGCUGUCCCGGAGCAGGAGGCUGGGGCGGUAACGGUUAUGGAGAUGCCCCAAGACAGAGCAGGGGUUGCUGGGAAUGGACCUAGGGAGGACCUGGGGUACUCCAAUGGGGAGACGUCCACACAAGCCGUUCACACAGAUGGCGGCUCCUCCCGGGACGUGACCAUUGACCUUACGCACUCAACCCCGACCCAGGAGGUUCCCGGACCCGAGGAACCUGCCCCGGACCGGCCUGUGGAGUUACAGCUGGACCCCGAUCAGGUGCGGGCGGCCGAGAUGAUUUGCUCCAACCCGGUGACGGUGAUCAGUGGUAAGGGCGGCUGCGGCAAGACCACGGUGGUCAGCCUGGUGUUUAAAGCCGCCAUGCAACAGCGCCACCGGGACCUGGAGGAAGUCCAGAAAGCCUGCAAGGACUACCAGAACGACCCGGGUGGCUCGCAGCCUGUGAGCGACACUGACCCUCAGGUUGGUGAAGAGAACAAGCAGCAGCAGCAGCAGCAGCAGGAGGAAGAGGAGGAGAAGAAGAAAAAAGACGAGGAGGAAGAAGAGAAGAUUGAGGUUCUUCUGACAGCACCCACAGGCAGAGCGGCUGGGCUGCUGACCAAGAGGACGGGCUUCACUGCGUACACAAUGCACCAGGUGUUGUUCAGCUACAUGCACUGGAAGAAGGCCAAGAAGCCCACCGAGACACAGGACCCGGGGGAGGGGGCGCCCUGGAAGUUCAGAGGGGUGCGGGCGCUGGUGGUGGACGAAGGCAGCCUGGUGUCCGUGCAGAUCCUCCACUCGCUGCUGGCCAUCCUCACAGGAGAGGCCCGGCUCCAGAAGUUGGUCCUGCUCGGUGAUGUGCGCCAGCUACCCAGCAUUGAGCCGGGAAACGCACUGUAUGACCUGUUCGUCAGUCUGAGAACAGUGCACUGGUCCAUCGAGAUGAGAACCAACCACCGCGCUGAGUCUGAACUCAUUGUCAAAAACGCUGGACAGAUUGCAGACAUGGGUAAGAAGUGCUGCUUCCGCCCUCUGGACUUUGAUGCCGUCGUGGACCUGGACUCCUCCCACGAGAUGCCCGCUGCCGACAGGAGAUUCAUCUACGUACGGGUGGGGAGCAACGACUGUGCUGUUCAGGAUGCCAUUUCGCUUUUACUUGGACACGGUGCUGGGCUUCAAGACCAUAAAAACUCCCAAUUCAUCGCUUUGAGGAGGAAGGACUGUGCUCUGAUCAACGAACUUUGUUGCAAGAAAUACGUGGGUCACCCAACCAAAAACCACAAGAACAGGAUGGACUUUCAAGUGGGGGACAAAAUCUGCUGCACCAGGAACAACUAUGUCACCGACCGGAGCCAGGAGCUCGGGCGGACUCGGGCGGCGCCGAUGACGGAGCAGCAGGCGGCCGUCGCCGUGCCAACUCAACAGGGUGGCCCUCUGACCUCUGACCCUCAGGAGGGGAGCAGUUACGGGCGGGCAGAACGGAAGGAGAAGAAGAAGAAGAAAGAGGAGAAGGAACCUGAGAGAGAACGCCUGUGCAAUGGAGAGAUCUUCUACAUCACAGAGGACUUGACGAAGGUGGAGGAGGGCAGCAGGAGGAGGAGCCAGAAGCGGUACCUAACUCUGGACGACGGGCAAGGGAAGGUGCUGUGUGUGCUGUUCAGGGAGCUGCAAAAACUCUGCAGGAUACAGCAUGCCUGGGCGCGAACCAUACACACCUUCCAGGGUUCAGAAGCCGAAACCAUCGUGUACGUAGUUGGCAGUGGGGUGGCUCAGGACUGGCGGCAUGUGUACACGGCUGUCACGCGUGGCCAGAAGCGAGUUUUCAUCGUCUCCGAGGACGCCGAAAUCGAGAGGGCAAUCAAAGGGUACGUCAGAAAACGCAACACUAGACUCAGCCAGCUAGUCAGAGAGCUGGUCGCAGAACAGAGAUCAGCAGAAGAGGAGCCAAUGAGUCAGUCCUACCUCACGCAGGCCUGCCUGGGCACCCCCUCUAAGGGAGCCCCAGGCUUUCGGCCUCUCCAGGCCUCGCAAACUCUGAGCCAGACCCCAGGGCCCUCUGCAGUGCCAAGAGAUCUCAAGAAGGAAUGUGUGGACCAGGACUUGGACACAAGUGAUGGUCAGGCGUAUGGAGCGCCUAUGGAGGGUACAGAGGACCACACAGCCGUUGCCAAGGAAAAAAAACCCUCCUGGGUCCUUAGUGGCCCUCAGCAAAGUCCAGUCGGCAGCAAACGGGCCAGUGGCUUUGAGGGCUGGAGCACUCCACCCAAACAACUCAAGGUGGCCUCUGAAGACUCCCCUACUGGUGCGUCGAGUCUCCGUCUGCUCACGUUAGACUCCCCCAGCCCUGCCCCUGUGGUGAAGCACCUCUUCUCUAGAAGGGCAGGAGAGGACGCAGCCGCCGGCACCCCGAGUCCAGUCAUGAAAUUCCGGCCCAGAGUUGGGCUGUCUGAGAGGUUUGCUGCUGCGGCAAGAUGCAAAGAGGAAGGGAGAGAGGGAGGAGCAGGGCCCAGCAGCGCCCACCCUCAAGAGGCCUCUCCUUCCAUGAUAGUCCCAGGCUUUGGUAGGCCUCCGCACUCUAGCCUGGAGACGUCCAACACCACAGUGCCUCCUGCCAUUAAAUAUCCCAAAUUAUUCCGAGGACCUUGCAAGGAGGCCAACUCAAGUGAGACCUGCCUGCAGGAUGAUCUAGCUUUCACUCAGGAAUAUAGCUGGUCACCUAUGGGUUUUGUUGAUGACUCCUCAGCAAUGCCUCAUAGAAGUUCUGUGACAGACAGUUUGGAAGUUGAGUUCUCCAAAGAGCCAGAUGUUCUCCAAGAGAUGUUCAACUGACAACAAAAGAGUCUACGUAACAGCACAGAGACCUCCAGAACUACAGACGGUCCCCUCGAGUGUCCAGUGGUUUGGUCAGAUGCCUUAAUUUCAAUCAUUCCCCAUCCUUGAUGCCAGACAAUUCCCUGACAAUUCCCUAACUGCAAGAUCACAAAUCAUUAUUCGAUGUAUAUAUGGUGACGGCCAAAGGUCCCGUUCUCAUCUGAGUGACACUGAGGGAUGUUCAGCCUCAGCAUAUGCCUCUCAAUGUCUCUUUUGCGUGUGCCUUUCAUAUGAAAGACUUUUUUAUACUAAUAAAAAGUAUUUUCAUGUGUUUACAGAAAUUCAGAAUAAUGGUCUGGAAAUUUUUUCUUUUUUUACAAGUGAAUUGAUAUUUUGGGUGUCACAAACAAAAGUGAAUGUUUCAGAGGCAGGGUAGCCAAUGAUGGAGGUAAAAAACGGACAAGGUCUACAGAACUCCAGGAAUUGUACUGCCUAUAUAAAGACUAAAAAGAACAAA